GUAUUUCCUGCCUGUAUAUUAACAAAAUAUAUUUCAUUCAGGAAAAGAGCUUUCUGUGCAGAUCUGCUGGUAUCACAUUGUAGGAGUUAUGAUGUACAUUUGGGCCUCUCUUCACCAACACAAAUGUCUUGUGAUUCUAGCAAAUCUUAGAAAAAGUAAAUCAGGAAAGGUCGUAAGUCUGAGCCACAGUGUACCUUUCGGAGACUGGUUUGAGAGAGUUUCUUGCCCUCAUUAUUUUGCAGAGCUCCUCAUAUAUGUAUCUAUGGGCAUCGUGCUUGGAUUUCACAAUGUGACGUGGUGGUGUGUAGUGAUGUAUGUUCUUUUUAACCAGGCACUGGCUGCUGUUUUGUGUCACGAGUUCUAUCAGAAAAACUUCAGCUCCUACCCAAAGCAUCGAAAAGCAUUUAUACCCUUUGUUUUUUAG
Messenger RNA from Balearica regulorum gibbericeps (East African grey crowned-crane), 424 nucleotides. The record is from RefSeq and is a predicted model, not a curated record. Lineage: Eukaryota; Metazoa; Chordata; Aves; Gruiformes; Gruidae.